Podarcis lilfordi (Lilford's wall lizard) is the source of this 11536-nucleotide messenger RNA. NCBI's taxonomy places the organism in Eukaryota, Metazoa, Chordata, Lepidosauria, Squamata, Lacertidae. The record is from the annotation of a GenBank genome assembly.
AUGUUCUCAUUGUGAGUCGAAUCCGGAUUACACCGCCCCCUCCUGCACCUUUGCCCCGCCCCCUCCCAGCACGCUGCACAUAAAACCCGGCAGCCGCUGCGGCUUGUUCUGCUGGUGUCACGCCUCCUCCUCGCUUCGAGAAGCGCUCGGCUUAGCUUUGGGACGGCAGCGCGCGGACCAGGAGGUACGGAGGGAGCGAGGGGUGGGCGCCUCGAGGGCAUUUCUGGAGCUUUUGCAGCGCUUGUGCAUGGAGGCAAAUGCGGGCGCGUUGCUCGGGGUUUGCAAUUCGAGCCUGGCGAGGCCUGCUAUGGGGUGGGGGCCUGCAGCGCUUUCUCUCUCCUCCAGCCUAGCAGGUUCGAAGGGUCGUCAUUUUCUGGGGUCUAUAUGUGGAGGCGAAGGGCUUCUGGAAGGUUUCGAGGCUUGCAAUCCGUGCAUCUCCUCGUGUCUUCCAAAGGCGUGAUUUUGGGAAGGGGGGCACCUGCAUUGGAAUAAAGUGGGCUGGAAGCUGCGCUGCUCCUCGGUUCUCCUCUGGUCCUUUUUCCCCAAAGCGGAGAGGAGGCGGUGUGAAUGCUGCCCAUUGUGUCCUCGGCAAGCGAGUCAUAGGGAUCUCCUUUGUGUUCUGAGCGGUACAGGGAGGGGGCUGGAAGCAGUGCGGGCUGGAAGCAGUGCGUUGCAUUGUCACUGGAAUUCAACUCCAGGGGUCGAUCUUGGCUUCCUCUAACUCUCCUCCUCCUGCUUCCCCCGCCCCCAACCCUGGAAAGCGGUGAGGCUUUCCAGUCUCUUCUCAGCUUGCAUAGCGCUCCUAGCCUUGCUCGGGGUCUACUCGAGUGAAAAUUCAUGAAAUGGAGCCAGUGACUAAGUGCUCUUGCCUUAAAAAUUGGGUCAUGGAAACUGUGCUCUUUAAACAGGCCUUUAGUAUGGAUACAAGAGGUGACGACAGUGCAAUAAGUUUAAGCUCCAAUUCUUACUAGAGGGGGGAACGAGACAAAUGGAGUAAGAUCUGUGCGCUUUUGUUUCAAGUAGUGUAUAUAGCAGGGGGAAGAUGUGAUGUUUGCAGAACUUGCACAGAAGUAAACCUACAACGUAGUGCUUCUGGGAUGUUCUCACCUGUGCAGAGGUAACAGUGCCUCUAAAUUCCAAUCGGUUACCAUUUUAAGCGUUCAUUCUGUAAACCAAAAAAUGUCCAGGUUAAUAAAGUCCCUCCUAAAAUGUAUUGGGCUUUUUAUUUGGUUCCUAAAAUGCAGUUAAAACACUGGAAGAUAAGCAACAGACAGUUUUAAAAAUGGUUUUGUAAAGGUUUGGGUAAAUAAAAAGGUUUUAAGCAUGAUUAUGAAAUAAUAGAUUGUUGGAGCCUGCCUUACCUAAAGUGUAAUGAAUGCCACCAUUUUUGCCAUUGUGGUGGUGGUUCUAUUGUCCUAGCUAAUGUUAAUAUAUGAGGUAAAAACACAGUUUUUCAAGCAAAGACUGACCCAGAGAAGCAAAUCAAAGUGCGCUUUUGACAUGCUGCAUAUGGCUUUAUGCUGGGACAUUUUAUCACCAAACAGGCACCUGUAUUCAGCUUGGGGUGGAAAAAUACCUCCCCCAGCUGUCAGUUUUUUGUUUAAGAAUUAAAGAAUCAAAUAUAUGGUAAUAUAAGUCCCGCAUAACUUUUAGCCGCUUUCUUCAGUUUUUGCUUGAACUGUAAUCUUCUCCUGUCACAUGUCUUUUGGACAUUCCAUCAUCUCAAAUUACUUUGGAAGUCAGCCUGGCGUAGAAAACUAUCCCAACUGCCUGCACCAGUAGCAACAGAUCCUUAUUAAGCAAACAAUGGCUUGGCAUUGUCUUUGUACACAACACUGCUCAUUCUAAGCCAAAUACACUAAUCACCAAAUUCAAGGCUGGGUACCCAUACUGUAACAUCUCAUGCUUGGCCCAGGAAACUCUGAUAAAGCCUUUUAGCUUCUGCAAAAACUCUUGUUUUGUCUUGCUGCCGCCGCCACAUGCUGGACCUGGAGUAAGACAAGACUGUAGCAGAGGUCACAUUUCUAGGGCUCAAACUUGCCUGGGUAGUGUAACUUUUUUUCAUAUGUGGUGGACAUGUAAAAAAGUUAAAGAAUAUUGGGAAAUGAUUUAUAUUAAGUUGUACAGAUUGUUUAAAACAACAUUCCCAAAAAGACCAGAGGCCUUUCUGUCAGGAAUAGUUCAGACUGAAGUUCCCAGGUGUCAGAAAAAAUGAUUUAUGUAUGCAACAAUGGCUGCUUGAGUUUUGUUAGCUCAAAGAUGGAAAGUGAGGGAGGUCCCAAGUAAGGAGGACUGGCAACUUAAGAUGAUAGAAUUUGCAGAACUAGCAGGUUUAACAUAUAGAAUAAGAGAGCAUCUAUUUAAAGAGGAGUAGAAAAUAUUUGCUGAGUACAGUGGUACCUCGGUUUAAGAACAGCCCAGUUUACGAACUCCGCAAAACCGGAAGUAGUGUCCCGGUUUGCAAACUUUACCUUGGUCUAAGAACGGAAGCCAAAUGGUGGAAGGGCACUGGUGGCGGGAGGCCUCAUUAGGGAAAGUGUGCCUUGGCUUAAGAACAGACCUCCGGAACGGAUUAAGUUCGUAAACUGAGGUACCACUGUAUUUGGAAAAUAACUGUACAGCUGAAUACACUGGCAGCAUUAAGCUAAAUUCAGCAGUGUGGUUAAUAUUUGAAUGAUGUAAAUUGGAGAAUGACUUAAAUGGUUGCAGAAAAAUAAGCAGGAAUGGUAGACAAGUAAAAUGAACCAUGGAAGGAGAAGGAGGGAAGUCAUUGGCUAUAUGGUACUAUGUAAAAUGCUUAUUUUGAGACAUAUAACUGAAAAACUUAAUAAAAACUAUUCAAAACAAAACAGACUUGCCUGGUAGUGAAGGCAGAGGGCCUUCUCAGUAGUGGCUCCCACCCUGUGGAAUGCCCUUCCAUCAGAUGUCAAGGAAAUAAGUAUGUGACUUUUAGAAGAUAUCUCAAGGGAGCCCUGUAUAGGGAAGUUUUUAAUGUUUAAUGCCUCACUGUGUUUUUAAAUAUUUUGUUGGGAGCCACCCAGAGUGACUGGGACAACCCAGUCAGAUGGGUGGCAUAUUAUUAUUAUUAUUAUUAUUAUUAUUCAGGGUUUGGUGGAUCACUAAAGUUGGUGCUGUCAGUAUUGGAGUUGAUGGAGGAAAGUAUCUCGUCAUUGAUUUUGGCUUGCCCAAGCAGGCUUUUUUUCUCCCUUCUGGUUCAUUAUAAGCAGUGUGCAUCUCAAAGCCUUCACUGCAGUAACCCAUGAGUGACCGUUCCAUUCUCCUCUGUCACAUACCACCAGAACAAUGGCAAAUGUAUGCACUAGUUCAAAAUGCACUGUAUUCUGCUGGCUUCACUCCAGAAACGAGCAAUCAGUGUUUGUGAUGUCAGGGGCAGCAGACCAUCAUCACAUAGUUAAUUCACUGUCGUUAACCAUAGCCUGCUCAUGUUUGCCAAAGCAUAUUGUAAUAGGGCUAUCUUCCUGAACAUGGAGCUUACUGGUAAGUGCCCCACCCAACAGCUACCAGCUCCUUAUCAGGAAGGUAUCAUGUCGCCCAGUUUGUGUUUGGGACACACUUCUGGAAGGGAAGUAUUUGUCAGCUAGAGCUGCCGUAGGGCCCAUCGGCUACCAAGUGGAACACGGUGGGUGAGAGUCAUGGGCUAACGUAGCAGAUGCAUCUCUCCCCCACCCCAUAUCUCCAGCAACAGAUGGCGCCAGGUUUUCUGUGCUCGACCAGGCCCUGGCAGAUGCCUCAGUAUCUGAAGAGCCUUUCAGUGGAUGAACAUUACUUUAAUGGCUCUGUUCAGACACCAUGAUAAACUCAGGGCUAGGGAACUUGUGACUCCAGUGUUUCCCAUCAUCCCCUGAGUAUUGGUUGUGUUGGGUGACAUUUAUCUUUCUGAAGUCAGAAUACCAAUUGUGGCCUUUUUGAAGAUUCAGCAGUUGGCUUUAUUAAAUUGUGCAGUAAGUAGCCAAGCAGGCUCUGGCAGGAACAAUAUGAAGCUGGAAUAGUAAAAUGCAAACAUCCCAUCUCCUCUCUGCCAUGCAUUCAGCAUAAUAAAAGGGCACUUGUCUUCUGAUGAAUUUGAAUUGUAAACUACUUUGGGAGCCAGUCUUGGCUGGCAAGUGGGAUAUAAGUAUGUUCCGCUUUACCUUCUAUUGGUGGCAGAGACAGCACCAAGAAUAUAUUGAUCUGACCCAAAUUACAGUGCUAGGAGAAUGAGCUAUUUAUCUGCUCCUGAAGCCUUUGCCCGUUCUUUCUCUGCUAGAGCUGGUUUUAGAUAGUUUUCCACAGCAGUGGCAGUUUGCUUCUACCUGAGCCAGAGAAAACUACUUAAGUACUACUGUACUUAAUUAAUAGAUUAGUGCCUAUCCUUAUCUGUCACCAUUGUAGUUAUGAAUGGAAGAGACUUAAUCUCCUGGUUAUGUUGUCAAGUAUCUGUUGUGUUUGCUUCCAGAUUUGGCCUUUCAUAACCUAGUAUUAAACUUCGUGUUCAUGCAUGCAGCUUCUUGAAAGGAACUCAGGUUUGAUUUUAUACAUGCUACAUCUAAAUCCCAGGGUUGUUUUCUUGAUGCCAAAAAGCAGCCAGAGCUUUGAAGUAGUUAUGAAAUAUUGAGACUUCGCUUAUGCAAAAAGGAGCCAAACCCAAAUUGGCAAGGUUUAACAUGAAGGGGUGUAAUGGGGCAAAUUCUUUAUAAAGAGAGCCUCUUAUGGGAUGGGGGUGGAGACAGGGCUGGCCCCACACAGGAGGCAAGGUGAAGCAGCCAUCUUGGGUGGUGGAAGCCGCUGAGGGGGUGCCUUGGUGGGUGCCCCACUGGCAGAGUAUCAGAGCUGAUUUCCAGCAGGAUUUUUGCCAGAACCUGCUGCUGCUUCAUGCUGCCACCAUGCAGCCUAGGGAUGCUUUGACGGCAGCGGCAGGGUGGGGAAGCACUUCCCACUUAGCCUCAAGCAACACAAUGGGAUGCGCCGUCCCUGGUUGGAGAGGAGCAGGCACAUCAGACCUCCAAAUCACCUAAAAAUUAUAUACACACACACACACAACUGCUAGAGCCAAGCAAUAAGAAGCAGUGUUCAAAAGUACUGUACACAGCACACUACCACCUCAUGUUUUUAUGUAAUGGAUUGGUGAAACUGCUUGUUGAGCUCCAAGGCAAAUAGUGCAUUGAAAUGCAUUGAAGGUGGUAAAAUUUCAAUUAGCCAGAAAGUUGUCUGGGAGCACUUGCUCACGCCUAGCUAAAAUGGAAUGAGGCUAAUAAAAAUAUCCUGCUGAACCAAGAGGCCACUGACUCAAAUCCUCUGCAGUCUUCCUCAAAGGAAUGAGGGUGCAAGACUCCCUGAUCUUGCAUUCCUCAGGGAUUGCCUUGCGUCACCCUCCACAGUUGUAAUCCUUUACAACUCAUGUGACUGGGGCUCUGUACAGCACUAUGCAGAAUUAGAAGAGGCUUCUUGUUUCCUCUGAAGUGCAUCUUAAUUGUUUGGGCUCUACAAAAGUUGGGCUUGACGUUGGGGAAGGGUUGUAAGCCAAAACAGAGCGGCCUUGUUUACAAUCCUUCAGAAGGUAAGAAAAUGCCUCUCCUGGGAUAUGUACUCAGUAGCAGACCUCUUGGUUGAAAGCGGCUCAACUUGGUUGUCUACCUAAGCCUUUACACUGUUUGAUAUUUCAGAAAGAAAUGGCUUCCGGUAAAGCUCAUAUUGGUAAGCCAGUUCCAGACUUCAAGGCCACAGCAGUGGUGGAUGGAGCCAUUAAGGAAAUAAAGUUGUCGGACUACAAAGGUAAGAGAGAGUACCACUUUCAGUUGUUUAAACAACAUCUUCAGUCAGUCUUAAUGUCGCAAGGUGCCUUGAGCUCAUGAAUAUGCAGGACAUAAAUACCCUAAUUAAAAAGUUUCCCAGACCCACCUUGAUAAGAGAGGCUGGGUAUGGAUCACUUAAGAACUACUUUCCUGCUAUGCAGCAUUGGAGCACAUAAUCGCCAAGAAAGAGGAUCUUGCAUUAUCCGUCUGUUUAUCAAGAGGUAAUCAGUCCCCAGGCACUGAAUCAGAUUGCUGUGGGGAUCAUGGUGUGUAGUGCAAAUACUAUAUUUUGUUAGCAGGUGCAGAUAAUGGACCUUGGGUUUGCCAUAUCCCAAAGGAAGGAUGAAUGUUAUCGUGGUCAAGGCAUGGCAUUUGUUUUGAGUACAUUGUGCUGGUGCCUUCAGGUGUUGUCUCCUUCCCUAAACUUCAGAUAGUAGCCAGGCAAGGUUUCUGGCUCAAAGUAUUCUGCUUCUGAUGGGUUUCCCCCCUCUCUACACAGGCAAAUAUGUGGUUCUCUUCUUCUACCCCCUGGAUUUCACCUUCGUCUGUCCCACAGAGAUCAUAGCUUUCAGUGAUCGAGUUGAGGAGUUCCGCAAGAUCAACUGUGAGGUUAUUGCUGCCUCUGUUGACUCUCAGUUCACCCAUUUGGCCUGGUGAGUCUCCUGGUGUUCAAGAUCUAGCACAAGGUCUCCGUCCAUGCUAGAAAGCAAGUACUGUGAAGACUUAUGGUUAUGUUGUUGUUUCUUAAGGCUGGCUUAGCUGUAGAAAACUGAGUGACAGGAAUAACAGCACAUCCCUAUUUUGUGUGUUGCUUAGGAAGAGGGUUAGAACUGAAACAUCAUUAAGAAUGUUCUAGGGAUCUGACACUGGGAGGGAGCCAAGCAGAAGUUAACUGACAGAAGGGUGUGGAGGGUCCCCACCAGCCUUAUCUAGCCAAACCUAGCUGCUGUUAGUUUUAUCAGCCACCUCAGUAGACUAACUGCAGUUGUGUCCAGAGUUGAUUUGAGCUCCUAAAUGGGUGCAAAGAACAUUUCAGUCUUCUGUGGGUCAGAGAAUCCGACUAUAUCUAAUUGGAGAAUAUCUCCAGUUUUUCUUCAGAUUUAGGUUUCUGAUGAGGAAGAAGAUGCUUGCCCAGUUUUUAGACCCAGCUUUGGUCUGGGAGCCCCAUGGCAGUUUGGAACAAAAAGCUUGGGGCAAUCUAUCCCAUGUGAAAUAUUUGAUUCAACCAUUUCUAAAUAGUAAAUGGCUAGAGUAGUAGUUUGCAGAUGUUCAAGAUGGAAGGGUGGGAGAUAUGAGGCCCUCCAGUUGUUGGACUCCCAACUCCCAUCAGCCCUUGCCCAACAUAGCCAAUGAUUAGGGUUGAGGUGGGCAUCGGUUCACAGGUUCUCCUACCUCUGCUCUAAAAUGAUAUUGCAGAUGUUAACGGCCAUUUCCCUGCAGGAUCAAUACAGCAAGAAAGGAAGGGGGCUUGGGAUCUGCAAACAUUCCUCUUGUGGCAGACAUCAACCACAAUAUUUGCAAGGACUAUGGAGUGCUCAAGGAGGAGGAUGGCAUUGCAUACAGGUAUGGAGAUCUUGAGGUCUAACCUUAAUUCUAGAUGACAGUUCAAAGGGCUGUGGCUGGUGGCAUCUUGGCAAAUGCCAGUCCUCUUGUGUUCACUAGCAAAGCCUCAACAUGGCUGACUCACGUACCACUUAGCUCCUCUCUCCAGUGCUGCAACACAGGGGUAGCUAACCUGGGAGUCUCCAGCUGUUACUGAACUAGAGCUGCCAGCUGCAGCCAGCAUGGCCAAUGGUCAGGAAUGAUGGAAGCUGCAAAAUUUGGCAGCAUCUGGAGAACAACAGAUUAGUCCCGCCUGCUCUUAAGUCCUGUGAUCUGUUGAAGAGGUUAGUCAUCCUUGAUGCUGCUGGACUGUUCAAUCCUCUAUUCAUCAGCUUGGUCCCACCCAUCAAGUCCAUGUAUGUAAUCCAAAUGGUAACCUGGCUGAAAUAAAAAAAGCUAUUAAUACUAGCUAGGUCCUAGAACCCUGGUCCUUGGAUGUAUGGACUUGGACUUCAGAGAAUGAGUUGCUGUAGCUGGAACUUAAUUGAGUCUGUCUCUGCUUUUGCCCCAACCUCUUUUAGUUGAUCUCUCAGUAAGGUUUCUGCAUAGGCAUAGAUUCAGGAUUCCCCCACUCAACUUUGACCCAAAGAACCUAGGCAAUUGUAGUUUGCCCCUCACCGAACUACAGUUCCUUGUACCAUUAUACUAUAGUUCCCAGGAUUCUUUGGGGGAAGGCAUGUGCUUUAUUUUAUUUUAUUUUUUAAAUGAUAUUUAUUGAGAGUUUAAAAUUACAGAGAAAGGAAAAAACAAGAAAAAAAGAAAAAGGAAAAAAGGUAGACAAAAAGAGAAAUUAAACAAUACAAGUCAAUAAAAACAAAAGUCAAAGAAAAAACAAAACACACAAUACAUCAAAAUCAAAAAAUAAAAAUAAACAAAAAAUUUAAAAACAAAUCCAAUAUUCCCAAAUCUUUAUCUUUCAUUAACUUGUUUCAUCGACCUCCUCACACCUCCCUUUUUUGUAUUCUAGUUAUUAUCUCAGCAAAUCCUUUCCAUCUUUCACAAUAUUCUGUCAUUAAAUUAUCUUAAUCUAUUUUAACCUUAUCUUACCAUAAAAAACCCUAAAGCUUAAAACUUAAGUCUUAUUUAUACCUAAUUCUUUUUAGCAAAACAUAUUUAUACAUAAUUCUUUUUAACAUUUCUACUAAAGCCAAAUAGUUUCAUUCCAACAUUUCUGCUACUUGAGGUUCAGCAACAACCUCCUCCUUUAUCUUCUUCACCACUUGCUCUGUCAAAGCACAUUCCUGGAUUGAUUCCUGAGUGGUUUCUAUAUAGGUAUUCACUGUUUGUCCAAAAUUUCCAACUGCAACAGUCAUCAAAUCCAUCUUCUCAUGUAGCUGUUCCAGUAAAGCGCUUGUCUUGCAAAAAGCAAGUACUAAAGCUUCUUCUGGGCACAUUCUUGUUCAAGGUUAAAGUCUGGUCUCAUGAUCUUUAAUCUCUACAGCUGCAAAAUUCCCCAGAUCGACUCUAACAACAGUUUCACAAGCUCCCUCUAGAGGAAACAAUUUCUAUUUGUAUCCGUCUUUUUAAAAGCAGAUCUAGCAACAAAGUUCCUUUCGUUUUUCAGAUAUUUUGUUCCUUUUAAGUGCAAAAGGGAACAUUGGAAUCAAUAUGUUUCUCUUUUUUAACUAUCUGUCAAAAACGUUUUAUCCACAGUCAAUGAACUUCCCCAAAACGUCUGUCCUGACACCCCGCUCCCAGGUUCAAGACGGUGGAAAUUUAUCUUUCUUUACUCUCUCUUCUGCAGGUUUAAACAGUCUAAAAAGAUUCCCCCCUCUUCUCCUGCUUCCAAGGGGGGUUUAGUAAUUUUAACUGAUGGAAAUUUAGUCCUUUACAAACGACUUUCCAGACUCUAGCUUGCAAUGUCUUUGCUUCAAUCUAUUUACAAAAGCGGAAGGCGGACUUCCUGUUUAGACUUUCCCGCUUCGGUGCCAAAUUAAGAAGUUUCAUAGUCCAAUUUUCCGUUCUACUCACGGGCAGUUGUUUAAAAUCCAAUUGUCCACAGGAAAAAGUCAGCGCUCUCCGGCAACAGCAAUGCGGCUUCACUCCGUGAAAAGAGCAGUCAAUUCGAAGCACCACGCCAUUCACCCCACGUCGCUCUGGAUCCCCGAAACCGGGUUUCCCCACGAGUAGGGGAGGCGCAAAAGGUGCCAGCCAAAUCCCACGUCCACAGGCUUCUCCCGCCUGUGGUUUUUGGUGGGUCUCCGCCUCGCCGCGGCAGUCCAGACCCUAAUUCUCACGAAGCGGAUUCCUCCCGAUCAGAGGAAAUCCGCCAUUGCCGGAGGCGCUAACCCGGAAGUCGGGAAGGCAUGUGCUUUAAAUGCAUCUUAGGCUUGAAUGCAUACAAGCUUGAAUCCUCCUUUUUUUUAAAUAAUAAAUGCUCUUAAUUGCCCUUCUUUCUCCCCCCCUCUCCCCACAACUAUCCAGAGGCCUGUUCAUAAUUGAUGACAAAGGCAUCCUGCGUCAGAUCACAGUGAAUGACUUGCCUGUGGGACGUUCUGUGGAUGAGACACUUCGCCUGGUACAGGCUUUCCAGUUCACAGACCAGCAUGGUGAAGGUAAGGGGUGGGGAUUGGGAUAAUAGAGCUAACACAGAAGAGUGAGGUCAGUAUUGCUUUAGAAAUUGUGGCUGUUACCUCUUCAUGGGGCAAGUAAGGGCCUAUCUCUGCCCAUGGACAGUGCAUAACAGCUUCCCAAACACCUUCGUAGCAAAUAGUACCAUAUAUGAAGUUGGCAUGAUGUACUGCUAGCAACAUUUCUUAGAGCCUUCCGUAGCGCAGUUCAUGCCAUAUCCUGUCUUGCCCACCAUUUUCAGCAUCACAGAAGUGUGGCAUGGUACAAAGUAGACCCAAGACAGUCUUAUGCAACUCUUAAUAACGCAAGAGCCCUGCUGGUUCAGUCCAUUCGCCCAACUAGUCCAGCAUCCUGUUCCCACAGUGGCCAACCAGAUGCCCAUGGGAAGCCUGGAAGCACACUCUUCACUUGUGAGUCCCAGAAAGUGGUACGUGGAGAUAAACUGCCUCCAGCAUAGCCAUUGUGGCUAUUAGCCAGUGACGGCUGUCCUCCUGAACAUAUGCAAACACACUAGUCUCCUGUUAUGGACCAUGAAACCCCAAAAGGAGCAUACUGGGAUGGGAAAGGCUGUGGCAUUUUGCCCCUCUCCAGUGCUGCUUUUUUUUAAGGAAAAGGGUGUGGGUAUUCACUAGGGGACACGGGUGGCGCUGUGGGUUAAACCACAGAGCCUAGUACUUGCCGAUUAGAAGGUCGGCAGUUCGAAUCCCCGCAACUGGCUGAGCUCUCAUUGCUCAGUCCCUGCUCCUGCCAACCUAGCAGUUUGAAAGCACGUCAAAGUGCAAGUAGAUAAAGAGGGACCGCUCCGGCGGGAAGGUAAACGGCAUUUCCGUGCGCUGCUCUGGUUCUCCAGAAGCGGCUUAGUCAUGCUGGCCACAUGAACCGGAAGCUGUACACCGGCUCCCUCGGCCAAUAAAGCGAGAUGAGCGCCGCAACCCCAGUGUCGGUCACGACUGGACCUAAUGGUCAGGGGUCCCUUUACCUUUAUUCACUAUGAAGUUGUUAUAGUAAGUGCCACAUUUUUAACAUUUGGAAGAAAAAGGUACUGCAUACCCUUGAGUAUCCCCAGAAAAAAAGGCACCGCUCCAAUCUAGAUUGUGCUUGUUGAUGGAGUAAGUUCUGACUUUUUAAUAAGUGAUGUCUCCAAAGCUUCCUUCUACUGCUUCUUGGGGUACCUUGUUGCCCUAAGCUUGCUCCAUGUGGACCUAUGUGCUUUGAGUGCUGUUUGACAUAUUCUAACCCCACACUUCUGUACAUUUUGCUACAGUGUGCCCAGCUGGCUGGCAACCUGGCGGUGACACCAUCAAGCCCACAGUGAAGGACAGCAAGGCCUUCUUCGCCAAGCAGCAGUAGAGGUGUCAUGCUGAACAAAUCUGGCCUAAUGUGAAGGGAUUAUUCAUACUGAAUCUUUCCCGUUGAGAUCUCUAGAAGUAACUCUCUGGGGAGAGCUGGGCUACGAAAGCCUCUCCCAUGAGUAGUAGUUCAUAGAAGUAGCUUGAAUGUAAUUUUUUGAGUAGGGCAUCUUUAUGUUCAUGCUUCAAUAAAAGUGGAGAUUAAAAUAAGCUUGGUGGUGA